Messenger RNA from Melospiza melodia melodia, 2425 nucleotides. RefSeq names its product cytohesin 1 (gene CYTH1). The record is from RefSeq and is a predicted model, not a curated record. Gene Ontology annotation, biological process: regulation of ARF protein signal transduction. NCBI's taxonomy places the organism in Eukaryota, Metazoa, Chordata, Aves, Passeriformes, Passerellidae. The transcript is spliced from 13 exons. Gene Ontology annotation, molecular function: guanyl-nucleotide exchange factor activity. The coding region runs from base 129 to 1373 and encodes 414 amino acids.
CCCAGUACCGGGGAGCCCACUGCUCGGCCAGCGCGCCUGUCUGGGCUCCGUGCGCUCCUGCCUGACCUCUGCCCGUCCCUGCCUUGCCCUCCCGGAGCUGGUGGCAUCCUGCGUGGGACCCCCGCGGCAUGGGGACGGUCAGCGAGCUCUGCGCCUCCAGUUUCCAGGCGUUCCUCUGCCCCUCGGUGGCUGCCAAGGCAGUGCCCAGUGACCUGACGCCAGAGGAGUGCCAGGAGCUGGAGAACAUCCGCCGCCGAAAGCAGGAGCUGCUGGCUGACAUACAGCGCCUCAAGGAUGAGAUAGCAGAAGUGACGAAUGAGAUCGAGAACCUGGGCUCCACGGAGGAGAGGAAAAACAUGCAGAGGAACAAGCAGGUGGCCAUGGGCAGGAAGAAGUUCAACAUGGAUCCCAAGAAGGGCAUCCAGUUCCUGAUUGAGAACGACCUGCUGAAGAACACGUGUGAGGACAUUGCACAGUUCCUGUACAAGGGAGAGGGCCUCAACAAGACAGCCAUCGGCGACUACCUGGGCGAGAGGGAUGAGUUCAACAUCCAAGUCCUGCAUGCCUUCGUGGAGCUGCAUGAAUUCACUGACCUCAACCUUGUGCAGGCCCUGCGGCAGUUCCUGUGGAGCUUCCGGCUGCCGGGGGAGGCACAGAAGAUUGACCGGAUGAUGGAGGCCUUUGCCCAGCGGUACUGCCAGUGCAACCCCGGUGUCUUCCAGUCCACAGACACCUGCUACGUGCUGUCCUUUGCCAUCAUCAUGCUGAACACGAGCCUGCACAAUCCCAACGUGAAGGACAAGCCCACGGCGGAGCGAUUCAUCGCCAUGAACCGCGGCAUCAAUGACGGGGGGGACCUGCCUGAGGAGCUGCUCCAGAACCUGUAUGAGAGCAUCAAGAAUGAGCCCUUCAAAAUCCCUGAGGAUGACGGCAACGACCUCACCCACACCUUCUUCAACCCCGACCGGGAGGGCUGGCUCCUGAAGCUCGGAGGCAGGGUGAAGACGUGGAAGCGGCGCUGGUUCAUCCUGACGGACAACUGCCUUUACUACUUCGAGUACACCACGGAUAAGGAGCCCCGUGGCAUCAUCCCCCUGGAGAACCUGAGCAUCCGCGAGGUGGAGGACUCAAAGAAGCCUAACUGCUUUGAGCUCUACAUCCCUGACAACAAGGACCAGGUGAUCAAGGCCUGCAAGACAGAGGCAGAUGGGCGCGUGGUGGAGGGGAACCACACCGUGUAUCGCAUCUCUGCCCCCACGCCCGAGGAGAAGGAGGAGUGGAUCAAGUGCAUCAAGGCCGCCAUCAGCCGGGACCCCUUCUACGAGAUGCUGGCUGCCAGGAAGAAGAAGGUCUCGUCCACCAAGCGGCACUAGCAGCCAGACUGGCCCUGCAAGGCCAGCCUGAGUGCUCCCCUGUCCUGGGGGCGUGUGGGGUGGGGGCCACGCUGCACGCUGGCCCUUGAGGCCCAGGGCCCAGCUUCAGCUUAGCCAUUUCUUACUGCGGGGGGAGGGAAGGGGCAUGGGCAUCUCAAUGACUCUGCCCCCAUCACUGCCUCAUCACCUGAGAGCGUCCUCAGAGGCUCAGGUUGGAACACAGCCCCCCUGGGAGCCCUGGCCUGAGCACCACGGGCACCCUCCCUGCCUCUGACCCCCAACAAGCCUGCAGCCUCAUGGCACUGGGUCCCCAGCACCCGUGCUCAGACAUUCUUGGGGUGUUGGGCAGGAGGGCGGGCAGCUGUUGGUGAGCAGCUGGUGGUUUUGGGGUGCCACAGGUGCUGGGGUGCAGGUGUCAGCCCUGCAGAGAUACAGCUCCUGGCCCUCGUUGUAGCGGGCCUGGGUCUGUCCUGGGCGUCCCCACGCUGCUGCCUUGGACCCUCCCAGCCCCCCUGCACUGGAGUGGUCCCCAGACACAGGAGGGACGAAGGGCAGGGACGGGUGGCGGGCAGUGGUGCCACGCAGGGCGGGGAUGUGCUCUCACCCAGCUGUGGGAGCCGCGCCUCGCAUGUGGCAGCACUCGGUGGCAUUGCCCCAGCACAUCCCUGUGCCAUGGCCGUGUGCCAGGGUGGCACGGUGCCCUGGUGGAGCCUGCCCUCGGGAUGGCUGCUGCUGGGGGGCUGGCUGUGGCCCCAGCUCUCUCUCUGCCUCACAGUCGCCCGUGUCUUGUCCUGUCCCCAUCCCCACGCACGGUCUGGAGGCGCCUGGAUCAGUAUUAGUCUAUUUAUCAGAGGUGUAAAUACUCCUGUAUAGUUUUCUCCUUGUAGAUUAUUUUGUAUGUGGAUGGUUCAGUGCAGAGGCCUCACAGGAGUGGGGCGGGUGGGCAGGAUUUUUUAUUCUAACCUUUUUUUUCUUUUUUUUUUUUUAAUUUGCCAUGGCCUUGUAAACUAGUGCUGAAGAUCAGCAACAAAUAAAUACUUGCACCACGCUUC